AUGGCGGGGAUGGCACUGCCCCUCUGCCUGGUCCUCGCUGCCGCCCUGCAGGGUGGCCUGACCCGGGCCCCGGGGCCCCCGGCCCGCCCCGGCCCCCUGCUCCUGCGGCUGCGGCGCCUGGAGGAGCAGUUUCUUCGGCUGCAGGAGGUGACGCUGAACCAUCUCCAGAGCAUCGCCAGCAACUACAACAUCUCCUACAACAUCGAUGGACGUUUCCAGGCACUGGCGGAGCAGGCAGAGGCGGCCGACGCUGCCCGGUCCGCCCUGGGUGCCGAGCUGGCCCGGCUGGCCACCGCUGGCCGACGGCUGCGCCGCAGGCUGAAGAGGCUGGAGGGGACAGUGGGUGCCCUGAGCCCGCUGCUCACCCACCCGCCAGCUGCGCUGCUGGAGGCUGGCACCAAACCGCACGGUCUGCCAGACGCUGCCCGGGGCCGGGGCAGCCAGCUGGAGCAGCAGCCACCGGCCCAGGCUGUCCCGUUGUGGCAGCAACAUCGGCAGGAAGAAGGGCACUGGCUGCCGGCUGAUGCCGGGCCUGGUGGAGCGCCCGGGGAGGAUGAGGAUACCCCUCGUGAUGCAGCCCCAGGACCCCAGACCAUGGCACCGGUGCUCCUCACCGGAACCACGGUCCCCCGGGAGCAGCCCCCGGCCCCCCAGCAGCCGGGAGAGGGUAGGUACCGUCCCCCCACCCCGGCGUCCGACUCCCCCGCCUGUCGCACCGGUGCCGUCCUGCUCUUCCCCAACUCCUCCGCUGAGCACAGGGCCGUCCUGGGGCUGGGGCCACAGCGGGGGCUGCGGGCGAUGUCCCUCUGUGCCUGGCUGGCCACCCCAGCCCCUCGCCUCGGUCCUCUCCUCUCCUACGGCACCGAGGACGGGCACAGCGAACUGGCCGUGCACGGCCACGGUGGAGAUCGCCCCGGCUCUGCACGUUUCAUCGUUGGGGACCGGCAAUUUCGGGAUCUCCCGGUGGUGCCGCUCCUGGAUGGCAAAUGGCACCACCUGUGCCUCACCUGGUCCUCCGGCCAGGGCCAGUACCGCUUCUACGUGGACAGGAGGCUGCUGGCUGCCGGCUCCGGCUUCCAGCAGGGCUAUGAAAUUCCCGCUGGUGGCUCGCUGGUGCUGGGCUGGUGGCAGGACGGCCCCAACAUGGACUUGGGCACUGCAGAAGGUUUUGUGGGUCACCUGGCUGGUUUCGCUCUCUGGAGACGGGCUCUCCUGCCUGGGGAGGUGGCCAGAAUGGCGACCGGGCGGGGGCUGCCCCAUGGCCCCCUCCUCACACUGGCCGAUGCCUUGGUGCAGGGCGGGGUGCGGAGGGUGGCGUGUCCCUGCCUCCAGCGCUGCCUUUGACGAGGCUGACAGCAGGAAUGGUGCCGGCUACCAGCGGUCACGGCUGGCUCAUGGUGCCGUUCCCGACACGAGCUGCAUCCGCCCAGCGUGAUGGGACAGCCAGCAGGGAGGGCAUCUCAGGACCAGCCCCACCAGAGGAGGGGAAAAGGGAAAAGGCAGCCAGUACGGCAGAGGUGGGACCAAAGCCGGAGGUCUCCUUCUCCUAAA
This is a messenger RNA of Pseudopodoces humilis (Tibetan ground-tit), 1551 nucleotides long. RefSeq names its product pentraxin 4 (gene PTX4). NCBI's taxonomy places the organism in Eukaryota, Metazoa, Chordata, Aves, Passeriformes, Paridae. The record is from RefSeq and is a predicted model, not a curated record.